AUGGGGCGCGGCUUGCCGAGGGGGUGUGACCCACGCGGGGGCGUGGCUUACCACGGGGGGCGUGGCCUAGCAGAGGGGGGCGUGGCUUCUCACCUGCCCAAGGCAACGCAAUGCACGUCGUGGGCGGGGCCUGGCUCCUCCUGGUCCAAUGAGGCUCUGCUGUUCCACGAGAAGUGCGGAGCCCUGAUCAAGCUCAGCAACGGGCACAAGACGGCCGAGCGGCGCCGGCCCCUCGACGAGUUCAACAACGGCGUGGUGCUGACCAACAGGCCCCUCAGGGACGGGGAGAUGUUCGAGAUCCGCAUCGACAAGCUGGUGGACAAGUGGUCAGGGUCCAUCGAGAUUGGGGUCACUGCCCACAACCCCAACAGCCUGGAGUACCCUGCCACCAUGACCAACCUGCGCUCAGGUACCAUCAUGAUGAGUGGCUGUGGGAUCCUGACCAAUGGGAAGGGCACUCGGAGGGAGUACUGCGAGUUCAGCCUGGAUGAGCUGCAGGAAGGAGACCACAUUGGGCUGACCAGGAAGGCCAACAACGCUCUGCACUUCUACAUCAACGGCGUGGACCAAGGCGUGGCCACCACGCUGACGCCCCUGGUGGUGUACGGCGUGGUGGACCUCUACGGCAUGGCGGUGAAGGUGACCAUCGUCCACAACCACAACCCCAGCGACCGCCUGCGGCGCAACAACGCCAUCCUGCGGGCCCUCUCGCCCCAGGCCGCCCCGCCCGCCGCCCCGCCCGGCCCCGCCUCGCCGCCCCCGCCGCCCCCGCCCCCGCCGCCGCCCCCGCCCCCGCCCCCCCGGCUGCUCUUCCACCCCAACUGCGGCCAGAAGGCCGCGGUGGUCAACGAGGGCAGGACGGCCCUGCGGCCACACGCCACGGACGACUUCAACCACGGGGUGGCGCUGAGCUGCCGCCCGCUGCGCGACAACGAAGUCUUCCAGGUGCGGCUGGACAAGAUGGUGGAGAAGUGGGCAGGCUCCAUCGAGAUCGGCGUCACCACGCACGACCCGGCCUGCCUGCAGCUGCCCUCCACCAUGACCAACCUGCGCUCCGGCACCUGGAUGAUGACAGGCAACGGAGUGAUGCACAACGGCACCACGGUGCUGGACGAGUACGGCCACAACCUGGACCGCCUCAAGGCCGGGGACACGGUGGGGGUGGUGCGCCGCCCCGACGGCACCCUGCACUUCUUCGUCAACGGCGUGGCCCAGGGCCCGGCCGCCUGCAACGUCCCCCCGGGGGUCUACGCCGUCGUCGACCUCUACGGCCAGGCCGCCCAGGCCACCAUCCUGGAGGAGGGAGACCUUCCCUCGCUGCCGGCAGAGGGCUCGGAGGGGCCCAGCCCAGGCUCGCCCGAGGCGGGCGGGGCCGGGGGCGGGGCCGGGGGCGGGGCCGGGGAGCUGCGCUUCCACCGCCUGCACGGCUCCAACGCCCUGAUCACCAACGGGGGCCGCACCGCGCUGCGCCAGAACUGCCGCGCCGAGUUCAACGACGCCAUCGUCAUCUCCAACAGGGCGCUGAGGGACGGAGAGCUCUUCGAGAUCGUCAUCCAGAAGAUGGUCGACCGCUGGUCUGGCUCCAUCGAGGCUGGUGUCACUGCCAUCCGCCCUGAGGACCUGGAGUUCCCCAACACCAUGACCGACAUCGACUACGACACCUGGAUGCUGAGCGGCACUGCCAUCAUGCAGGACGGCAACACCCUGCGGAACAGCUACGGCUGCGACCUGGACUCGCUGGGCACGGGCGCCCGGAUCGGGAUGAUGAGGACGGCGCGGGGGGACCUGCGCUACUUCAUCAACGGCGCCGACCAGGGCGUGGCCUGCUCCGGGCUGCCCGCAGAGGUCUAUGCCGUGGUCGACCUCUAUGGGCAGUGCGUUCAGGUCUCCCUCACCGGCGCCACCUGCCCUGCCGACAACAGCCUGACCCCCGCGGGGGGGGCCGAGAAGAGCUGCCCCCUCCCCUCCCCAGCUCCCCCCGGGCCCUGCCAACGCUUCCAUGGUCGCUGCGGGCAGAACGUGGCCCUGGGGGCGGAGGGGCUGGGGGCAGCUCGGGUGGCAGGGUACUGCCACGGCCUGGUCUUCAGCCGCUCCCACCUCCGGCCCGGGGAGCUCUUUGAGGUGCGGAUCGAGGCCCUGGACGAGCGCUGGGCAGGGUCUGUCCGCUUGGGGUUGACUUCUCUGCCCCCCGGGCAGGGCCCCCCGGGGCCCCCAGCCCUCCCAGCCUCCUUACUGGACCUCCCAGCCCCUCCCAGCUGGGUGGUGGCCGGGGCUGAGGUGCGCAGGAACGGAGCCAUCACGCGCCACAACUACGGCGUCUCGCUCGACCGCCUGGCGGUUGGGAACCGCCUGGGGGUGAGGAGGGGCCCUGACGACUCCAUGCACUUGGUGGUGGAUGGAGAGGACAUGGGACCAGCAGCCACGGGUGUGGCCAAGAACGCCUUUGUGGCACUGGACCUGUACGGGAGGGUCACCGCCGUCUCCAUUGUCAGCGCCGGAGGGGGGGCGGGGCACGAAGGGGGCGGGGCCAGCCCUGCCCCUUCCCCUAGCCCCUCCCCUACUCCCAGCCCCUCCCCCACCACUGGGAGCCCUCCCACAGCCCCUCCCACCUUCCUGGGCUGCCACGGGAAGAACAUUUUGCUGUCCAACGGGAACCGGACGGCCACGCGGGUGGCCAGCUACAACCAGGGGCUGGUGCUGGUGGGGCAGCCCCUCCCCCCCGGCCGCCUCUUCCAGGUGCAGAUCGAUUCCCUCAACCCCCAGUGGAGCUCCUCCCUGGCGCUGGGGGUGACCGCAGCGCCCCCCGGCCGCUGCCCCCUGCCCGCCUGCGCCGCCGGCCUCAAGCGCUCCACCUGGACCCUGCAGCGCCAGAGCGUCUUCCACAACGGCAGGAAGAUCUCGGACAACUAUGGCCCCAACCUGGACUCGCUUCCGGCCGGGACGCUGCUGGGGCUGCUGCUGGACGCGGGGGGGAGGCUGCACCUCUACGUCAACGGCCGCGACCAGGGCGUGGCCGCGGGCGGGGUCCCCACCCCCUGCUACGUCCUGCUCGACCUCUACGGCCAGUGCCAGCAGGUGACGAUCGUCUCGGAUGGGCCAGAGCUGGGGGGGGGUCCCAGUGGGGACCCCAGGGCCAGGGGGGACAUGGAGAAAGCUGACGUGGUGGAUGGCAUGAAGGAGAAGCUGAGCUGGGGUCCCCCUCCCCCGCUGGGGGGUCCCCCCCCGAAGCCCUGUGAGUACCAAGCCCUCUGCAGCCGCUUCAAGGAGCUGCUGCUGCUGCCUGAUGCCUACUUCGCUCCAGACCCCCCCAGGGGGCGCUGUUUCUGUGUCACCUGCCUGGUCUCCUGCCAGGCCUCCAGGCACCAGGAAGCAGGAGGAGGAGGAGGCGGCGGGGGGGGAGGUCGUGAGCCGCCCCUCCCCCUCGGCUGGUGCCGCUUUAGCCUGCGGCCGAAGCCGAGGCUGGAGCCGGGGGGGGCGUGGCAGAAGUGGCCGACAGCCUAUCAGGGGACGAGCGCCGGCGCCGUCCGACCAACCCUGGACCGCGGAGAGCUGCUGCCUGGUCCUUGGUCUCUCCUGAUUGGCUCCUCCCGCAGUGCCCCCCCCAAUGGGGGCGGUCCCUUCCGAGCCAAUGGCUGCGCGGGGGCGGCGCCAGGCCCCGCCCGCCUCGUCCUAUCCCCUGCCCUGCGCUACGCUGCCCUCGAGCCAUUCGCCAGCAAAGUGCACUUCCGGGACCCCGGUUCCCAGCGAGCCCACGGGGCUCAGGUUGCCUUCGAGGUCUGCGUCCGGCCUGGCUCCUUCCGGGCCGGCCCCCCCUCCCUGCGCCCCCCCGAGGGCCUGGACCCCGCCGAGCUGGAGUGGGUCACCAAGGAGCCCGGGGCCACCGUCCUCUGCGGGCUGCUGGUCAGGGUCGAUUGACUGGGG
Dryobates pubescens (Downy woodpecker) is the source of this 3921-nucleotide messenger RNA. RefSeq names its product neuralized E3 ubiquitin protein ligase 4 (gene NEURL4). The record is from RefSeq and is a predicted model, not a curated record. NCBI's taxonomy places the organism in Eukaryota, Metazoa, Chordata, Aves, Piciformes, Picidae. Gene Ontology annotation, molecular function: ubiquitin protein ligase activity. Bases 1 to 3915 code for a protein of 1304 amino acids. The transcript is spliced from 27 exons.